Scedosporium apiospermum is the source of this 1731-nucleotide messenger RNA. RefSeq lists its product as uncharacterized. Gene Ontology annotation, molecular function: DNA-binding transcription factor activity, RNA polymerase II-specific; zinc ion binding. The coding region runs from base 1 to 1731 and encodes 576 amino acids. The transcript is spliced from 2 exons. The record is from RefSeq and is a predicted model, not a curated record. Gene Ontology annotation, biological process: regulation of DNA-templated transcription. Lineage: Eukaryota; Fungi; Ascomycota; Sordariomycetes; Microascales; Microascaceae.
AUGUCCUGGGGUCCCCUGGACCCAAGCAGUAGCGCCCCUGAACUAUCCGACGAGUUUACUCUCAGCUUCACAACAGUGCUAGCUUCUCUCCAAGUUUCUCCCAACUGCGAACCGUCCUUUGAAUACAAUGGCCUCGGUACCCAGGCCGUCAUGACUCACUACGUCGGGGCGCAAGUUGAUAAAGUCAGCGCCAUGGACCUCGUGUAUAAGUUUGUCGAGAAGCUCUCCUCCGAUGCCUCACUCGGAGAUCGCUUUGGCGCGCAAAUCUGCGAGGAGGGUAAACCGGGCCGCACCUUUGGGAUAGCGGUGGACAUACGGGGAGAGAGUACGGUGAAGCGGUCCGCCUGCGAUCGGUGUAGGGCGAAGCGAGUCCGAUGCCCGCGUGCUGAAGACAGCCUAGAACCAUGUGCUCGCUGCAUCCGUGCCGCCGCGGCAUGCGUUACCGGAGCCGCUGGCAAUCCUGGACGACCGCGAAAGACGAUCGUGGUUGAUGGUACACCCACUCCUCGGUCUGUGACCGCUGAUCACGUCUCCUCGCCUGGGUGCUGGAUAACCCCUCGAGACGGAGACGAUCUAGAGUUGCGCACGCCUGCAGUGGGUGAGCCGAUUCCGGGCAACACAGAACCCGCGAGGACGGUCGGGACCGAGAGGUCGUUGAACUUGGUGGUUGAGUCCCCAAGAGUUGCUGGGCAUUCGAAGCCCACCACUCGCCCGCAAACAGGCGGCACGUUGCCCACAGGCAGCCCUGAUCCCUGGCUAGCCCACGGUGGUGGAGGUUUCUUUGAUUUUCCUUUGUCUGAGUAUAGUUUUGCGUCGAACAGCAUCCCCACAUUACAGCAGCAGCUGAGCACCGUACCGAAUCACCAAGAGCUGCUUGGCGGAGUUGAUGGGAACCUCGACACGCCGUAUUAUGCAAGCCAGCAAUGUAAUAACGACGUAUAUGGUCUUGGCCCUUUCGAUCUUCCCGAGUACCAGCCCGACCCAAUUUCUGGCAAAUACCCGAGCGCAACGAGCUCGCUGAUGCGAUUCAGAGAAAACAUGGAACGUCGCGUCUCGACCAUGGGGACUUUUCUCUCAAAUUCUCGCAACACCGUGGAAGACUGUGCGGAUGACCCCGCGAACAUGCCGAUCGACAACCCAGUCGCGACAGCGAUCCUGUGUACCAAAGAGUUCGUCGAAAUUAUCCAGACCCUGAUGGCGCCAACUCGGUCUCGCGCCAGCUCUCCCUCGUCUUUCAACCAGAUCGUCUCACCACCCGAAUCGCUGGCCAUCCAGCCCGAGUCCCUCGACACAGAAACAUUGCUCAUGGUACUCUCGAGCUACCUCCAGCUGAUGAAAUUGUACGAUUCCUUGUUCCGUGAGGGCUAUCGAUCCUUGUGUGAGAUCCCAUCGGAAACCAUAAAGUCGAUAAAGGUAAAGGCGGUAAUCCGCAUCGGAGGCAUUUCGUCCCUGCAAGACAUGCCAGGAAAAGCGUACGCCAAGGGAAUAGUCGAGGUUAUCCAAAGCCACAUUCAAACCUUGGAACGUUGCCUGGGCAUCCCAGCGACAUAUUGCCUUACGAGCGAGCUGGCUAAUCCGGCGCCCGAUGGGGUAUUUGCCAACGCGGAUCGAGCACGGUUACUCCAAGCCGUCAUGACACAGGAAGACGUCAGGUCGCCGGGGGGAAAGGGGCCGUACGUGGAGUCAAUCAGGGACAACAUGAAGAGUUUGCUGGCACUCUUCGCAGAUUAG